Messenger RNA from Wasmannia auropunctata (little fire ant), 5915 nucleotides. RefSeq lists its product as uncharacterized. Gene Ontology annotation, cellular component: extracellular matrix. The record is from RefSeq and is a predicted model, not a curated record. The annotation marks the transcript as partial. The transcript has 7 exons. NCBI's taxonomy places the organism in Eukaryota, Metazoa, Arthropoda, Insecta, Hymenoptera, Formicidae.
CGAUUUAGAUGGCGUUUCUUUAAACAGUGAUAAUAUUUCCAUACAUUAUGAUAACAUAAUUACCGAAAAGGAUGAGAUAUACAAAAUUAUUAGUCGCGCAGGAAAAAAACCGCUAUGGAUUGCAGAAUCUAAACCACAAAAGAGCAAACAUCAAUAUUUAGAAGCGCUUAUCUUCACGAGGAGACUUGGGGAUGCUGCUAAGCUCGGUAUACAAGUUGUAAUGAGACAAUUGUCGGACUUGUCUCAAGCAACUCCUAUAUAUUGGGUAUCAUUAUUGUAUAAGACUUUAGUGGGCCGUGAAGUCUUGGACAUGAAACUUCAAUCUAACAACGAAAGUUACGUGCACUUUUACAGCCAUUGCACAAAGCCAUCAGCGUUGUAUAGUAAAGGAGCUAUUACAAUUUUCGGUAUAAAUUUAACACCAAGAAAAGUGACUGUUAGUUUAAAAAAUCUCAAAAUCCAAAUUCUUCACAAGUAUAUUCUAUUACCAGAUUUUGAAACUGGCAAUAAAAUGUUUUCAGAGAAAGUCUUAUUAAAUGAUGAGCCACUUAAUUUAAUAAACGACAAAAAGUUGCCAGAUAUAAAUCCAGAAAUUAUAAUCAAUUCUGAGGGUCUUGAAUUAGAACUCCUUUCUGGUGGCAUAGGUUUCUGGAUUAUACCUAAUGCAAAGGUAAAAGCUUGCACUUGUUCUGCAGAGGAAACAAUCGAAACAAUGGAGAACAAUAUAGCGAAGAAAUUAUCGAAACGACAUGAAAAUAACAUCCAACAAGACAAUCAAGAAGAGAAAGAAAAAAACAUGAACCAGUUAAAUGUAACAGAUGAUGUAGAAGAAAAUAUAAGGCGGUUAAAUUUAAAAAAGCUGAAAAUUUACGGGAAACAAGAUAAUAAAAAGCAAGAAAACGUAAAAAAUACUAGAAAUGAAAGUCAGCACAAAGUAUGGAGUUCUAAAUUACUUGCAAGAAUAAAAAGAAUUUUACAGAAAAAACUGCAAACAAUGAAUAAAAAUAAAUCUUCAAAUUUGCAAAGAUCAUUCAUAAUCGAUUUGGGAGACGAAAAUUUUGAAGAUGUUGAAGAACAGCAAAAUUUAAAAAAUUUUGAAAAAACAGAAAUUCAUGACAAGUUUGAAAGCAUUCGAAAUACAUUAAAAAAGUAUAAAUAUAUUUUACUAGAGAAGAAGACUGAAAUGAAAACCAAGGAUAUUCAACAUCUUGAAUCAGAAAUUGACAAUGUUGUGACGUUAAUAUCAAAGCUCGAUGCUCUUCUUCUUCAUAAAAUUACUUCAAACGAAUCAAUUAUGAACAAAAUCAAAGAUAAAACAAAGAAUGUAGAAGAAUCAAUUAUUAAAAUAGAUAAAAAAUUAAAAGAAUAUUUAACUGAAUUAGAAAACUCAGAUGAAAUAAAGGCAAAUAAUAUAAUAAAAACGAUAGGAAAGUGUUUCAAUAAGCUCUAUAAUUUAUUAGAAGAUAAUGACUUAAUUAAGAACAGGAAGAAUGAUCAGGUUUCUAUCUAUAAAGAUCUAAUCAAGGGAAAAAGAUUUAAAAGACAUCUAGGUAGGAAAUCAAAAAAUUCUAAAAAAAUUAGGAUACUUAAAAAGCGCUCCCGAAUAGAUGAUUUAAAAAAUUAUAUAAUUAAAAAGAAGACAAAACGAAAAAACGACGAUAAGAAAAAACCAAUUUUAUCCAAUAAUUUUUUUGAUAAAAAAUUAUUUUCAAAAAAAAACUUUAUUAAUAAUAAAAAAAAAUAUAAUAAUCUGCUUCAACAAAAUCUUGUUAAAAAAUUUUUUAAAUUAGAUGCUUUUAAAAACGCUGACAAUCAUAUUGGUUAUCCACAUUUAACUCAAGAACAUAAUAGAAUAGAAAAUGAUAAUAUCUAUAGAAAGCAUUCUAAAAUUAGCGAUAUGGAAAACAAUAUGCAACAGUUAGUUAACUAUUAUGAUGAUUCCAAAAAGCAGGAAUAUGAUUCGAAUUCUUUUGCUGUACCUUCUCAAGUUUCUACUGUGGCAUACAAUUACAACGAUUAUCAAAUUUCAAGUGUGAAUUACGACAAAUUAAAAGAAAAAAAUGGCUUUAUUAAAGAUAUAGAUAAUAAAGAUAUUAAUGCAAAAGUAACUCAAUAUUCUAUACCUAAUACAUAUGCAAAACAUUCUAUUUAUAAUAAAAUUUUUCAUAAUAAAAGAAAUAAAAGAAGCAAUUCACAAAAGCUUCAAAAGAUCUUUGCUGAAGAAAUGAUUAAGGAGGACGAAGAAAACGCGAAAGAUUGUCAUUGUAGAAUCAUAAGAGUUUCUAAUUCGCCGAGGAAGCUCUAUUAUCAUCGUGUAAAACGUAAUGUUUCAGUACCUAUAACUCGAUUUACAGAUAUUUCUUCAGAAAAUAAAAAUGUAAAUACAGAUGUUGUACAAUCCAAGGAAAAUUCUACAAUAAGAGAGGAAUACGAAGAAAUUAUGACAGGAGAGAUACUACCAAGUACGAACGUCAUUGAGUCUGAUUCUGAAGAAAAUAGUACGACUACGGAAUCCGUAAUCACAGAAUUAAGUACAGUGGAUCCUAAACUGAACGAUACGACGCAGACAAUUGAUGUAAUAUCAAUAUCAGGAGUGGACAAUGUUUCAGAGCAAUAUCGUAACACGAAAAAAUCUACCACUAAUUUAUUACCUGUGAACUCAGAUUCAGAAUUUUUUCUAAAUAAUAAUAAUAAUAAUAUUAAAUACGUCACAAAGAAAACGUUUUUUCGUACCCAAUCAUCAGAUAUCCAAUCAGAUAACAAGACAAAAACGUAUGAUUCUCCCCAAGUUAUUUCUAAGAUUCCUACAGAAAAUAAGAACAUUCGGGAAGAGCUUAUUGUCUCCGUUACUGAAAACGCACAAGAAACAGCCUACGAAAAAAUACAAGAUCUCAUCAACAAAAACGAAAAAACCGACAGUUCAAUCUAUUCAACAAUCGCCGAAGAUCAGAAAAACGAAAAAGGGUACAACAGUGAUUAUAAAAUUGGAUUCAAGUCAACCAAUUCUCUCAAAGAAACAACAAAAGGAAUUGACGAGCAAGUAACGACGGAAACAAUUUUAUUAAAGCGAGCAGCAAGUAUAACAAUUAAUAACUCAAAAUCGAAUGAAUCAAAAACAAAAUCAAAGUUGCGAGACACAGAAGAUAAUCAGAACAAUGAAUCGGAAAUUCGAAAGCAGUUGGGGAAACGUACCAAUACUAGAAGAUUAAAGACCACACUGCAAUCAAAUCUUCCUCGAGCAUCGUUAGAUUCCUCGUAUCUCAGUAAAAACGAGGAACAUUUGACGAGACGCACAGAACAGAUUGAUAAACUAAUAGAAAAAUUGAAUGCAAAACGGAAGAAAUUGUUGAAUCAGUAUCAAAAUGAUCUAACAAAAAUUACUGACGAACAGAAAAAAAAUUUGAAAAAAAGAGAAGCAUGGGAUAGACUUCGUGAAAGUGAUUUUCAACAAUUGCUCGAUCGAAAGUUUAUUGAGAUCCUACUAGAUGAUGAUGUUACCGACGAAGACGGUAACGUUGAAAAUUAUUUAAAUCUCAUCGAGCUUGUUCCUAAACAAUAUAAGAAUGUUAUAGAUAAAAUAUAUUUACUUGCAAAAGCAAAGAAAAUACAUUAUCCGGAUAACAAAUAUUAUCAGUUUCUUCGAAAUCUAAUCGAAGAUAACGAAAAACUAACAGAAACAUCUAAAUCAUCAGAACACAAAUAUAAUCAACAUUAUAAAUAUAUUCCAAAAUCAAUCGAAGAUAAACAAGAAUCAAUUGACGAACGAGAAACUGCCUCUAGAUCUUUUAAUCGCAAAGUCUUCAUAUUUGAUCCCUCGACAUAUUACGGUGGCGAACCAAUUUUACAAUUAUAUGAGGACUACUUAAAACUUCCGAAAUACCAAAUCGAAAAUCCAACUCCAAGAUGGAUAUUAAAAAACAUUCAUCAAAUUUCCAAAUCACAAGAAUAUGUAGAAAAAUUGCCAAUCAAGAAUUGUGAUCAAGAAAAUACUAAUAUUUUAUAUGUUCUAGAUACGCAAAAGCAAUAUAAUUUAUCAAAGAAACUCACAGCUCUUGCACAAGCCUGGCUGAAUUCUCUUAAUCGAAAGGAUGUCAAUCAUAACAAAGUUGUAAGUAAUGAAGAAGCAAAUGAUUUAAAUAAUAUGCAUAAAAAUCCUCAAACAGAUAAAGAUAAUUUGGAUUCUAUGUCAAUAAAUGAAAAAACAGAAUUUAUAAGAGGUUUUGGAACUAAAAGCAACAUAGAAAAUAAAAAAUUUACCAAUUCCAAUAAUAAAAAAAAAGAUAUAAUAAAUUCAGAAAAAACUGAAGAUGCUGGAGAAGUGGUAAAGACUAAAAAAUCUGAAAAUAUCGAGUUGACAAAACAGAAAGAAAUUAAUAAAUCUUACAAUCCAAAUGAUAAGGUAGAAAACAAUUUAAAUAACCACAAUAAAAUAGUCGAACAUAUUAGAAAAAUCAUUGAAGAUGAUCCUAAAGGAAAAGAACUUGGAAAAGAAAAUAUACGGUCCCGAAGAGAUGUUGAGCAACAAACAGAUAAAUUAAUUAAAGAUAUAAAAAAUAAAUUCAAUCGAAUGAAAGUCCGUGAAGGAAUGAAGGAAAAGUACAUACAGGAGAUAUUUGACAAACCAAUGAUGAUUUUUCCACUGAAUGAUAAACUAUUAAACGCUGAUAUGUUUGAGAGAUUAAAAAAUUACUUACUUUCUUUAAAGAGAAAUUUCGAAGUUAAUCAACAGACUGUGAAGGAACGUGAAUUAAAUUAUAUCGCUCUUGUACCGAUUAAAAUCAGGAAUAUUUACGAGAUGUUAAAUGCGAAAAAUAACAACGAUUCAUUAGAACAUCUUGAAAUUCCUGCACAAUGGGACAAUCAGUAUGUACUAGGAGAAAUGUCAGAUUCAAUGAAUAAGUAUUUAGAUGAUGACAAAGCAUCAGAGGAAUUCGAAUAUGAAGAUCUUUCAAAUCUACAAAGUGCGAAUAGUGAAAGUAUUCUAGACAAAGAGAGUUGUUCAUGUGAAAAUAAGCAAGAUAUUUUUGUAAAAGACAGUGAAGUCGAAUCGGAAGAAGAUGAACAAUAUAGAAUUACAAAUGACGAAAUCGAUACAUAUUUAAAAAUGAAGAAUCAAGUAGAAUCUAACAAACGUAAAAUACUUUUAUUACUUCCCUGGAGGAGCGUAAAUAGAAGGCAGCAAAGACAAAUUAAAAGUGAAGACAUAGCUGAAAUAAAACGCGAGAUUACAAGGCAAUCACAACCAAACGAAUCCAUUCUAGCUAAAGAUCUCAAAAACAAACGCACAAAGAGAUAUUAUUUAAAUAACAAUAUUGAUAAAGAAGAAGAAAAUAUGAUGGCGACGAAUGAUAUAAGAAUAAAUUAUUUACCUCAAACAAACAGAAAAAAUUAUGAUAAUCUUCUCGAAGGUUUCAUAGAAACACGUAAAAAAAAUAAUUUGUAUAAUAAUAAAGCAUCUUCUGUAAGAAACGAAGAAAAAAAAGAAAUUAUAUCAUUAAAUAACAUUUCAAAGAGUGACAAAAAAUUAUUACAAAAAGAAAUUCCAAGGUUGCAAAAUCAUAUGGAAUCCGUGGAAGAAUUUGUAAAUAAUCCUGAGAAGAAUUUCAAUGACACUUUAGCAUCGAACGAAGACAAACAUCACAGAAAUAAAACUUUUGGAACUAUUGGCAAUGUUUUCCAUACUGCGAUUAUAAAUAUAAAAGAUUUUUUGGCAUUAUUCUCAAAUAUUCCUCGAAUAUUUAUGCAGAAAUUUUAAAUAAUAAAAAUAUAAUUUUAGUUAUUAUAAAAAUCCGAAUUCUUAAAAUAAUAAUAUUAUUUAUAUUCAUAAUCACACAAUAUUGUUUAUCAGUAGUAUGAAAUGAAUAAAAGAAAAUAAAAUUCUACAUGAAAGAAUAAAUUAAAAACAUAUAAUUUCU